AUGCUUGCUCUGGACUUCCAAGGAAGAGGAUUUUUUCUCCUUGGAGAAAUCAGUCUGAUUCAGUCGGCGGAUCCAGACACAGUUGAGAUGACCCUUUCUCAAAUCACAUUGAGUCCUCCUUAUUUCAAGUUUGCUAAUGUUCGUAUGAAGACUUGGGGAGUCAAAAAUCCGUGGCCUCGGAAGCCAUCUGUCAAAGAAAAGCUGAAGCCAUCUUCUAAAGGAAAGCUGCUAAUGGCGGCUUUUAUUGGCCCAGUUACUCCAUCCGUUAUGGGCUUGUUAACUUUGUAUAAGAAGAUGAACAACGCUCUAUCUUUCUUUCCUACACACUUGUACGAAUUCAUCACAUGUGGAGACCCCCCUGGACUAUACUCUGAGAUUGGCAAAGACAUUAGAGCUUGGUUUGGAUUUGCAGAUAUUCUGUAUGAGGACCAUAGCUUCCAUAAAUUCCUGAUUUGCUAUCCUCCUUUCUGUUCGAAUGUUACUCUUAAUGAGCAAGACCAAGUCUUAGGAGAGGUAUCCCUUAAGCCAAAUCUAAAAAGUUUAACUUCUGAUUUGAGAUUCCGGUCUAACAACACCGUUUUGAUGAGUACAACCAUUAAAGAGGUUGCCCCUGGAUUAGCACCGGGAUUAAGUUUCAUAUCAAGUUUCAAUGCUCUUAACAAUGGCAAGGUUGAGCUGAAGUUCUUGCACAAGUAUGCUAAUCUUAAUGCAAGUCUCGGAUUUCUCACCGAUUUAGAUUUUCUUAAUCCUAUUUAA
Messenger RNA from Arabis nemorensis, 756 nucleotides. The record is from the annotation of a GenBank genome assembly. Lineage: Eukaryota; Viridiplantae; Streptophyta; Magnoliopsida; Brassicales; Brassicaceae.